Molecule: messenger RNA, 449 nt
Organism: Penaeus vannamei (Pacific white shrimp)
Lineage: Eukaryota; Metazoa; Arthropoda; Malacostraca; Decapoda; Penaeidae
Product: DNA repair protein RAD52 homolog
Biological process (GO): mitotic recombination; double-strand break repair via single-strand annealing; DNA recombinase assembly
Cellular component (GO): nucleus
Source: RefSeq, a predicted model, not a curated record
GACGGGACGGCCUUCCUCGCCCCGGCCCAGUUCUCGCUCCUUUUCUGUCGGCCUGUCGAGCUGUUGAAAAGCCGAAAUAAAGUUCCUGGAGGGUGGACGGUGGUUCAGAGAGGCACAGAGCAAGGGGAGCUGAGGCAGAGGGAGGAGGCUGCAUAGGCAAGUCCAGUCCUCAGCUGUGAAGGCCAGCUUUCAAGUCCACCAUGGAGAGUGAUACUCCCAACCAGGCUGUGUUUGGCAAGGUUGAGUUCACUGGAGAGGAGCAGAUGGCCAUACAGAAUAUAUUGCGACAGAAACUUGGGCAGUCUUUUAUCAGCCAGCGAUCAGGAGCGGGAGGCCAGCGUAUUGCAUAUAUAGAAGGCUGGCGCCUCAUAUCUUUGGCCAAUGAAAUUUUUGGCUUUAAUGGAUGGAGUCACUCUGUUACUAACCAGACUAUUGGUAAGACUGUUUAG